This is a messenger RNA of Linum trigynum, 2308 nucleotides long. Lineage: Eukaryota; Viridiplantae; Streptophyta; Magnoliopsida; Malpighiales; Linaceae. The record is from the annotation of a GenBank genome assembly.
AUCAAGAAGCUAUAAAUUGAUUCACUCGUAAGUUAUAGAUCAAUUCGCGCACAAGUCGCUAGCCGAGUUGGCUCGCUAGCCGCAUUAGGAGCCGACUCAUGGUUCAAAACAAGGGAGUUCGCUAGUUGGGUUCAACAAGUCACCAAAUCAAACUGGCGAAUGUGUCUUCCGAGUGGAACAAGUUAUAGUUUAAUCUCGACUUCUUAGUCAAUAAAUUGAGUAUCGAACGAGAUUUUCUCGAGGAUUAUUCACAGCUACAACAAACAUUAACGGAAUCCGAGCAGUCCACUUUGAAGACAGUCCGGACCAUGCUUCCUCUUGUAGACCCAAACCAGAAAUUUCAGUUCGGCCCUCUAUUAGGCCCAAGCCAAAAAUAACUCAGAAAUUCAGCCGGGAAAAGAAAAACCUAAACCAGCUUUCCCUCGCUUCCUCUACUCUACUAGUCCGACUGUAGCCGGCUCUCACGAAGCAACCCUAGCCGCCGUCGCCGUCAGUCAGUCCUCUCACCGGUCACCGCUGCCUCUCAUAUGUGCCGUCAGCUCUUCUCUCCUUCUCUUAUUUUUCCCUCUCAUUUCCGUAUGUAACUUGAUGUUUGAUUGAAUCCUUUCCUAUGAAUCACAAUGGUUGAUGACUUGGUAUGAUGCCCCAAAGUUUUCGUAGCUCUCUGUUCUGCUAUCGGAUACUUGACUAUUCCACCUGUUGUUGUUUAAAUGGUUUCAAGCAAGCAUGGUGGCGUUUUGACGGUGCUUUGAUUGGACGACUGAGGGAUGGGAAUUGAGAAAUCUUUUAAGUUUAAGGAUUGAACCUUUCUGUUCUGCAGAAAAUGAUGAAUGCUGUAAAUGCUGAGCUAACCCAGGCAAUUGGAGCAUCCAUCAGGUCAUCGUCAACCAAACUCGAUAUCUCACGUCGAGCUGUAGAUAGGUGUACUUUUAGCCCUUCCUUCAAGAGACGCGCGCUUCAAGCAGUAGAAGUCACUGGUGCAGCUAAAGACAGAGUCUUUGCAAUGGGAAAUGAAAGUGGGAGUAGUGGGUCUAGCAGCGGGCUGACUUACAAGGAUGCCGGUGUAGAUAUAGAUGCUGGGUCGGAACUCGUGAGGAGGAUUGCUAAGAUGGCCCCUGGAAUUGGUGGUUUCGGCGGUCUUUUCCCUCUCGGGGAUUCAUAUCUUGUUGCUGGUACAGAUGGUGUGGGUACUAAAUUAAAACUUGCUUUUGAGACAGGAAUCCAUGAUACCAUCGGCAUUGAUUUGGUUGCAAUGAGUGUCAAUGAUAUAGUCACUUCAGGUGCAAAACCACUCUUCUUCCUUGAUUACUUCGCAACUAGUCAUCUUGAUGUCGACCUGGCCGAAAAGGUUAUUAGAGGCAUUGUGGAUGGCUGCCAACAAUCUGACUGUGCACUGUUGGGAGGAGAGACUGCAGAGAUGCCAGAUUUCUAUGCAGAGGGUGAAUAUGAUCUCAGUGGUUUUGCAGUCGGUAUAGUUAAGAAGGAGUCGGUCAUUGAUGGGAAGAACAUUGUAGCUGGGGAUGUUUUGAUUGGAUUACCAUCUAGCGGAGUCCAUUCUAAUGGGUUCUCUCUUGUCAGAAGGGUUUUAGAUCGAAGUGGUCUUUCUCUGAAGGACCAACUUCCUGGAAAGGACCUUACGUUAGGCGAAGCUCUAAUGGCCCCUACUGUCAUAUAUGUCAAGCAGGUGCUGGACAUAAUCGGCAAAGGAGGUGUAAAGGGCAUAGCCCACAUUACAGGAGGUGGCUUUACAGAUAACAUACCGAGAGUAUUCCCCAAAGGUCUUGGAGCUGCUAUUUAUAACAACUCCUGGGAAGUCCCGCCCGUCUUUAAAUGGAUCCAAGAGGCUGGAAACAUAGAAGAUGCCGAGAUGAGAAGAACAUUCAACAUGGGCAUCGGGAUGGUCAUAGUGGUGACUAGGGAAGUAGGAAGAAGAAUUAUCGAGGAUGGACAACACAAGGCGUGCCUAAUUGGCGAGGUCGUGGGGACCGAAGGAGUGAGCUAUCUAUAGCUGACAGAUCGUUGGUAUCUUCCUUUUGAGUGGUUCCUGAUACGAAACCAGAUAUCUAGAAGUUGCAGGCUGUUUAUGUGCUUUGCUUGUAACCAGGGUGAAUCCUCAAUGAUGGGUAGCUAGAUCUCCUUCACAUAAAAUUUUGCCCUUUUCUCAUUCCCUCCGUAACUCAAUGGGAUAUAACAUGUCUUGAGUUGGAGAAUGCUGUACCAGAGGUCAUACCGAAUAACUUAGCCGGAAUAAUAUUCUAGUGGUACAACCGUGGUUCAAUACGCGUUGUAAUAUAUUGUUGUUAAUCCA